AUGGGCAAGAAAGUGGAAAAAAGGGUAAAAGGGCCGAAGAAUGCCUCCAAGGAUCCAAAAAAUGUCAAGAAGGAUAGAGUAAACCUGAAACAAAAAAAGGGAAGACCAUUAAAAAAGGGAGGUGGUAAAAAGAAACUCGUUGGUAAAGGGAAGAAUGAUCUUAAAACCGCAAAGAAGAAAGUUAGUGCAAGGGAGUCCAAAUUGGAGUUCAAAAAACGCUUGAAUAAAAUGUACAGUAAUCUCCUAUUGGAACAUCGAGAUUCCGCAAAGACCCAAAAAACCAUAGGCUUGCUCCUCAAAGAACUGGGAACGGACUAUUGUACGUCGUCAAACAAGAGAAAUGUAUCUAGAAUCUUACAAGCGUGUCUAAAGUACGGAGAUGUAGAAGUCAAGAGGUCAAUAGCUGAAGUGGUCAAGGGGAAUUUUAACAUAUCCAACUUGAAUCUGCAUAGCAGUAGAUUUCUCAUCAAACUCUACCAUUACUGUAAUACUGAAGUUAAGCAGUAUUUGAGUAAUGCCUUCUUUAAUGACAAAGAUAAAAAGCUCCUUUUCAGUAGAUAUGGAUCUGAUAUCAUGGACAUUAUGUACUCCAAAAUGAAGAAUAAGGAACAACUUGCAACGCUUAAGUUGUACACACUUUCAAACGCAUUUUUGCUCAAUCAUGAUCUAACUAGGCAGAUUUUAAGUGCAAAUUCAAUUAGCCAGUUCAUUAACAUAAUUUUGGAAAGUCCGGACAAGGAUUCGUGUAAAGAGAAACUAUCUUCCGUCAUUACAAAGCUGGUGGAAAAAGAAUUAUUUACAUCUUCCCUAUCGCAUGAUCUUCUUUAUAUUUAUCUACAUUUAAUUGAUGAUUUUGGUGAAUUGAUAUCGCAACUCUACAAGGUCUUUGGUCAAUUGUUGUCGACUAGAAACGGAAAUUUUACAUUAUGCAAAUUGUUUGGACAUGCAACGAGCAAGAUUAGGAAAUUUAUCGUAAAAACAUUAAAGACAGAUUUUCCCGAGGCAAUAUAUAAUAGGAUUAAUGUGUCAUUCGUUAUAAAGGCUGUGAUGUGCACCGAUGAUACAAAGUUGACUUUGCAAUAUCUAAUAAAACCACAUCAAGAGACGCUGAAAGAGGUCAUAUUCCAUCCUUUUGCCCAUAGAUUUGUACUUGCUAUUGUUGAUCCACAACCACUUGUUGAUUCCCCUACAAGCGUUAAAGAUCAAGAAACUAGACAAAAGGAACUUCAGGAAGGCAUUGUACCAAAUUUGGUUGAGCUAUUCAACCAGCUCGAUCUAAAGAAUGCUUUAGAAGAUAAAUUUGCUAGUGCCGUCCUCCUUCAUACGCUAAAGCUGUCAAAGGAUCAAGAAUUACUCAAAAAGAUAUUGUCUGUAUUUUCUGACUCGGUCAAUGAAGGAUUGGGGUUACUUGAAAAUCAAAUUUCCCUUUGGUUUUUGCAAUCGCUAAUAAAACCUUCCAACAAGGUCAGUUAUGAGCUAUCUGGUCUUAAACUUCCCGAGCUUAUUUGGGAAUUUUUGAAGGGAAAGGUUAAGGAUUUGUUGUUAAGCAAAGCUGUUUUUCUCCUUGUAGACUUGUAUGAAGCUUCGGUCAAACAUGAAAAUGGUUCACUAGUCAGUGAGAUGAAGGAUACUGUGACUAUGAAGGAUAUUAAAAAGUGCAAAAAGAUCCUUGGUGAGGAUAAAUGCACCGGAAUUAAUCUACUGGAAAAGCUUGUGAAUGGCAAGGAAGAUUAG
This is a messenger RNA of Theileria equi strain WA, 1734 nucleotides long. RefSeq lists its product as hypothetical. Lineage: Eukaryota; Apicomplexa; Aconoidasida; Piroplasmida; Theileriidae. Gene Ontology annotation, biological process: regulation of translation. Bases 1 to 1734 code for a protein of 577 amino acids. Gene Ontology annotation, molecular function: mRNA binding. The record is from RefSeq and is a predicted model, not a curated record. The transcript has 6 exons. Gene Ontology annotation, cellular component: nucleolus.